AUCGAAGAAGUCAAUCGCCAGGUCACUUCUAGCAGCCAGGACAUCCAGACCAGCAGCCACCAGCUCACUGAACUGAGACGCGAAAUGCAGAACCUGGAGAUCGAACUGCAGGCGCAGCUCAGCACGAAAAGCUCUCUGGAAAACUCCUUGGCAGAAACCGAAUCUCGCUACAGCUUCCUGCUCCAGCAAAUCCAAGGGCAGAUCAACUCUGUAGAGCAGGAGCUGGCCAGCAUCCGCUGUGAGAUGGGGAGUCAGAACCAGGAGUACAAGAUGCUCCUGGGCAUCAAGACCCGCCUGGAACAGGAGAUUACUCAGUACCGGGCGCUGCUGCAGGAGGGACAGCAGGACAUUGGAGUCAGUUCCAUGUGA
Molecule: messenger RNA, 369 nt
Organism: Antrostomus carolinensis (chuck-will's-widow)
Lineage: Eukaryota; Metazoa; Chordata; Aves; Caprimulgiformes; Caprimulgidae
Product: keratin, type I cytoskeletal 15-like
Exons: 3
Biological process (GO): epithelial cell differentiation; intermediate filament organization
Cellular component (GO): cytoskeleton
Molecular function (GO): structural molecule activity
Source: RefSeq, a predicted model, not a curated record